This is a messenger RNA of Nycticebus coucang (slow loris), 3560 nucleotides long. RefSeq names its product CD99 molecule like 2 (gene CD99L2). The transcript has 12 exons. Lineage: Eukaryota; Metazoa; Chordata; Mammalia; Primates; Lorisidae. The coding region runs from base 223 to 1014 and encodes 263 amino acids. The record is from RefSeq and is a predicted model, not a curated record.
AGCCUGGCCCCAGCUGGGAGACCCCAGGCGACGGCGCUCGCGCGCGCACUCCCCCCACCUUCUUGAGCCGCGUGGCGCGCGCCUGUGCUCUAGGCGCGGCCCUGCAGUGGCAGCGGGGCUCCUCCUUCUGUUCCUCUUCGGUCCCCGCUUCUCCUGGGCCUCCCCCUCGGGCGCUCUCGCGCUAACUGUGCUCCUCUGGAACUCCUCCGCCUGCUCCCAGCCAUGGCCUGGUGCUCCGCGUUCCUCGUCUGUUUCGCUUUCUCCUUGGCCUCCCUGGUCCAGAGAGGAUCUGGGGACUUCGGUGAUUUAAAUCUGGAAGAUGCACUUCUAGAAACUUCCUCAGCAAAGCAAAGAUGGAACGAUGUCACCACCACCACAACCAAGAGGCCAGGAACUACAAGAACUCCAGCAAAUCCUGCAGGUAAUGACUUUGAUGCUGUCGGUGAUCGAGAUGAUGGCCGCAGGAGACCAAGCACAGGAGGAAGAGAGAGAUGGGACCACGUCACCACAAGAACAACCAAGAGGCCAGCAACCCCCAGAGCUCCAGUAAAUCCUCUAGGAAAUGAUUUUGAUUUGGCUGAUGCCUUAGAUGACCGAAAUGAUCUAAAUGAUGGCCGCAGGAGACCGAGCACAGGAGAAGGAGGUUUUUCAGACAAGGAUCUUGAAGACAUAGUAGGGGGUGGUGGUUAUAAACCUGACAGGAAUAAAGGUGAUGGCGGAUAUGGCAGCAAUGAUGACCCUGGAUCUGGUAUGGUGGCAGAGACCGGCACCAUCGCUGGGGUGGCCAGCGCCCUGGCCAUGGCCCUCAUCGGUGCCGUCUCCAGCUACAUUUCCUACCAGCAGAAGAAGUUCUGCUUCAGCAUUCAGCAUGCAGCAGAAGGUCAAGAGGGUCUCAAUGCAGAUUAUGUGAAGGGAGAGAACCUGGAAGCCGUCGUGUGUGAGGAACCCCAAGUGAAGUACUCAGCGCUGCACACACAGUCUGCAGAGCCACCACCCGAAGCGGCCCGGAUCUGAGGGUCCCUUUCAGCAGCAGGUGCCACCGCUUGUGACUCGGCUCUUUCAUUUGGCCCCACAGCUGCUGUGCUGCUCAUUCGAUGUCACUGGCUCCUUGUUGUUCGAAGCUUUCUGGAUGAGUCCUGGGUGCUCGUGAGUUUGGUUUCUGUGCCCUCCAUGUGGGGGUGUCCACCCUGCCGCAGGGGCUUUGACUUGUGCUGAUAUUCAAGAGCCGACUAUAGCACAGAGACAGCCUUGGACACUGCAGGGUCACCGCUCCCCAAAGCUGGCCUGUCCCCAGCCUUACUGAGCACAGAGUGGGAGGAGGCCGUGACCGGGGAGGAAGAUGCUGGGGAUGACAGAGGACAUGCACACUUAGGGAACAAGAGCUUCAACCAGGACACUGUGAUCCCCUGCACACUGGAGUGGCUCAGUGGGGGUUCCUGCCAUAGGCAGCCCCUGGCAGAGACCUCAGAGCUUGGGGGCCCAGCCAGCACCUGGUGCACCAGCAGUCCCUGCGAGAAGUGAACCGGUCAGCACCGAGUGACACACCACACGUGCAGCACUCAGGGCGGGGUUUUCAUUUUAGUCUUUCUUUCCCAUCCAGGUUUUACGUUGCUGGGCUUCCAGACAGCCGGUCCUGGUGGAGGCUGUUCAGUUCUUUAAGUGCAAACAUGAAUCUCAUGAUAGUCCUGCCCUGAAAGUUUGGGAAUCUUCUGGAUAAGUAGCAAGCUCAGACUUGCAGUCCUGAUUCCCAGCUGAUUCCAUAGGAGAUGGGGUGUGUUUUAAGGCUGAUGUGCUUAGUCUUUAGGAAUUAUCACAUUGGAAACAUUUGAGACUGGCAGGGGAGGUGCUCCACUCCCACCCUGUCUGUGAUCUGACUUAGCCAGCAGGAGCUAGAUGGCAGGAAUAAGCCUCAGAGGCUGAAGCAUGCCUGUUUGGGGGAAAAAAAAUGCGUGGGGGUGGGGAGGGAAGGGGAAAGGGAUACUCACUUGGUUUAGCGAUAGCGAGAGGCACCUGACUUGGCAGUCCCAUGGCCAGCCCGCCGCCUGUUCAAAUGAAGAGCACGUGGGCCCGAGCUCACCUUGGCAAACAGGAUAACCCACCUGGCCACUUGCCCCUCACCUAUCCUGGAGCUGCCUGGGUUGGUUAGGACCGGACCAGAGCUGGCUUCCCAGCAUGUUCCUUUGGACCCUGUGUGGCUCUGUGCUAGUGAGCUCUUCUGUGGAAGACUGAGCUGGGGUCUACUGAUAAUCUGUUUGCCACGUCACAAAGCACUUGUGAAAGCAGAAUAUGAGUCACCAGACAGGCAGGAUCCUAUUUACAAAACUCCCCGGCCUCUUUAGCCUAUGCGGCAGCCCCACAAGCUCCACAGGCUUUUUUAAGAACCCCCUGGAAUCCGCAGCCUGCACAUGCUUUCUGAUGCAUGCCUCGUGUGUUUGUUUUAAAAGAUCCCCAUGGUGGGAAGGUAGCAUUUAUAGCACUGGUCUCAAGGCUGCCCCUCUGGGUCGUCCCCAGCGUGUGCCUGUGGGCACCAAAACACCCCUCCUCCUGCUCAGCCCUAUAAGACCGGCAGGCCAGGACUGGGCAGGAGCCAUGGAGGGAGGAAGCUGUGGUCUGGCCCCGAAAAGCUCCCUGUCCUUCUGGAAUGUAAUUAGCAAGGUAGAGGUUGCUUGCAAGAUGGGCCUGUUUCCAGGGCUUCCCACCUUUGUUGGCUAGGUUGUCAGGUUUGAGCCUCCCUAACACCAAGGACAGUGGCCUCAUCCCCAGCUGGUGCUGGGUUAGAGGUGGCUUCGGAGAAUUUUUGAACCUAUGGCUUCUUGCUACCUACACAGCUGCUACCUACACAGCGUGGCCUCGGGGUAGGGGUUUCCACCUUGCCGAGGCCUAUCCAGUGGCAAAGACCUGGAAGCCCUAGAGCUGUGACAUAAACAUUGUGCAACCAUGUGCUCAGUAGCGCCAACUUCAAUUACCAAAAGGCCUCUUUGCCCUCCUCUAGCUGGGCACCUUCUGCACAGAGCUCAUGGCCCGCUCCCAGGCCUGCAGGUGGCAGACGCUCCCAGAGGACCCCUCGGCCGCUUGUGUGCAGAGCACCCAUCCCAGGGGCAGCUCCUUUCCACAGGCAUUUUAGCCCUGUUGGGCACUGUCGCCUGCGGAAGCCUGGGUGACUCUUGUAACUGUCCGUGUGAAGGUUGUAUGUACCAGCUUAGGCCUAUCCCAGGUGAUGAGAGAGAACUCUAAGGGCCAAUUAAAAAGAGCCAAUCUGUGUCAGCUUCAUUUGGCAGCAAAAACUACAGACUGCAUAGUGUCAGUCAGUGCUCACGGACACUAAGCCGAGGUCAGGGAAGCCUGGUGGCCCAAGGCAGGCCCUCAGGGAGGCCGGCUGGCUUGGCCCCAGGGCAGGUGUUGGUACCAGUGCUCUGAGGAGGACAGGGAGACUGAUCUCAGAAUCCUCUAUAUCUCAAUUUAUUUAUGUACUUGUGUCCAGGUGUGAAUUGUAAACUGUCUAGUGUUUGCAUUAAACAAAAUGGCACCUCGCAGAUCCCCAUACUCUGGUGUGGAGGCAU